CAGCCUUUUAUUGACAAAGGUAAAAAAAAAAAAAAAAAAGCUAGGACGCAACAACAGCACAGUGGCACAAUAAAUCCCAGCGGUGAUAUUAACGUUUUAUUGAAGUGCCAUGCCAUAGAAGCCAGGAGUGGCAUUUUCUCACACGCGGCCUGAUUGAGAUUGCGGCGCCAGGGAAGAGGGGGGGGGAGGGGCCGGGCAGACUGUGGACGGCGGACGGGGGGGAGCUCAGCGGGGGCCAAUGCAGCAGCAGCAGCACCGACAGCCCGAGCUGGUGGAAGGAAACCUUCCCGUGUUCGUGUUCCCCACUGAGCUCGUCUUCUACGCCGACGAGCAGUCGUCUCACAAGCAGGUGCUCACCCUCUACAACCCCUAUGAGUUUGCGCUCAAGUUCAAAGUGCUGUGCACAGCGCCAAACAAGUACACUGUGGUGGAUGCCACCGGAGCCGUCAAGCCACAGUGUUGUGUUGACAUCGUAAUCCGACUCCGAGACGUGCGGCCGUGCCACUAUGGGGUUUACGACAAGUUCCGUCUGCAGGUGUCGGAGCAGAGUCAGCGCAAAGCGCUGGGCCGCAAGGAGGUCACGGCCACGCUGCGUCCCUCCGCCUCGCAGGAGCCCGGCCCUGGCGUCCGAUCGCAGGAUGAUGAGCGGAGGGCCAAAGACCCGAUGGUGGACAGCGAGUUUUUUGAACAGACUGUUUUUCAAACAGAGAGCCGCCCCGCCGCCGGGGGCCCCAGCCUGCUGACGGUGCUGCUGGGGCUGGUGUGCGUGGCCGCCCUGAUGCUCCCGACCCUCGGGGAGCAAGAAUCCACCGUGCCUGUCUACCUCCACUUAAGUGUUAACAAGAAACUCGUAGCUGCUUAUGUUCUCGGACUUCUCACAAUGGUCAUCCUACGCACAUGAAAAGCACGAAGACGAUGGGCCUGGUUAAAUCAGAUAAUUGCAACACAUCACCACUGUGUCAUCGGUCUACAUCGCGACAGGGGGAGGUUUUUGUAUUUUUUUUUUCUCUCCCCGUACGCCUUCACUCCUGAAACAUUUGUUUCAUUUUUCAAAUGCAGGUUUGUGUUAGUGGCGCAUUGAUGUAAACAGACCCGUGGUGUUGUCCUCGGGGGGGGGGGGGGGAGUCCAUCCCUGAGCAGGACUUGUGAAGAAGUGUGAUUGCCUCACGCUUCCCGCCUGUUGCUAUGAAACUCAACUGAGCAGCAGCAGCAGAAAGUGUGAAAAAUAUGCAUCCUACGUGUAUAUAAAGCCAUACCAAUUUUCUUAUUGUAUUUACUUGUAACCGACAUUGUUUCACGUCAUUUUAAGUGUAAAUGGAAGACAAUGCAGUUGCCUGCACGUAUCGGUACCUAUCAUGAUUUUUGUUUUUCCCAUGUCAAGAUAAAGCCUUUUUUGCUCAAAAUACAAUAUUCUAAACAUGUAAUAAAAUGUCAGUACAUCAACCUGGUUUAAUUGGUUUAU
This is a messenger RNA of Syngnathoides biaculeatus (alligator pipefish), 1462 nucleotides long. It is a transcript of the gene mospd1, whose product is annotated as motile sperm domain containing 1. Gene Ontology annotation, cellular component: cytoplasm. The record is from RefSeq and is a predicted model, not a curated record. Bases 239 to 901 code for a protein of 220 amino acids. NCBI's taxonomy places the organism in Eukaryota, Metazoa, Chordata, Actinopteri, Syngnathiformes, Syngnathidae. The transcript has 6 exons.